UGAAGACUCUUACAUAAGAGUCUCGUUGAAAUUGAACGGUUAUCCACGGAAAACCGUGGGGAGUGUAGGGUUUCUAGUUGUCUUUCGUGAUUGGUCGGUCCACCAGGUCCGUAGCUAAAGAACCAUCGGUUGAACAUCGGCCCGUACCAUGAGCUCUCCCCGCAUAGUUCCCCAGAUCCAACCAUCAAGCUUAACUUCACAAACAAAACACCAGUUGAACUUGGACAAUGCAACUUCAAGAUGUUAUCGCGGCGCAUAUUUCAAUGUCGAAAUACCGGCUUACAAAUUAGCCAACUGCGACGUCUCGCAACAGCAGCUGAGCCCUUGGCAAAUGGAGCGAAUGGUAAUCAGCAACAUGGAGACAAUCGUGUCAAAAUAGUGGAAGUGGGACCUCGAGACGGAUUACAGAAUGAGAAGACGAUUAUACCUUUAGCAACAAAGAUAAGUCUCAUUGAAAAGCUUGCAAAUACGGGCUUGCAGGAUAUUGAAGCUGGUUCUUUUGUUGCGCCAAAAUGGGUGCCACAAGUAAGUUGAGACCCUAUACUCCUAGAUGAGCAAAGACUGACUUCAAGGGCUGCCACAGAUGGGAGAUGCGGGCGAAAUUCUCGAACAUGUUCUACAAAAUCAGAACCAGUCGUCUAUUCCAUUACGAUACUCUUUCUUGGCGCCCAACAGAAAGGGUCUUGACAAAGCUUUGAAUAUUUUGUCUCAAAAUCGAAAUGCAUACAACACUGCCGACAUUCCUCUUCAGGGCGCCCCCAAGGAUCUUAAUUCAUCUCCCAAUAAACCCUAUAUCGAGAUGGCGGUCUUCGCAGCAGCAACCGAGUCCUUUUCACAAAAGAACCUUAAUUGUGACAUUGCAACAUCAUUAAAACGAUUUGAAGAAGUCAUACAAGGUGCAAAAGCAGCCGGAAUGCGAGUUCGUGCCUACAUAUCUGUAGUAUUGGGUUGUCCAUUUGAGGGCGGGAAUGUAGAUCCUCAUCGCGUGGCAGAAAUAGCAACGGAAUUAUUGGAAAUGGGAGCGGACGAGAUUGAUCUCGGAGACACAACUGGGAUGGGUACUGGACCUAAGACUUCGAAACUUUUGCGUACAAUGCAAUCAGCGGGGAUACUCAAUGAGGACAUAGCGAUGCACUUCCAUGACACAUAUGGACAAGCCUUGAUCAACACUGUUGUCAGCUUGGAGCAUGGUAUUAGAACCUUUGAUAGUAGUGUUGGGGGAUUAGGUGGAUGCCCAUACAGUCCUGGGGCUACUGGAAAUGUCGCCACGGAAGAUAUGGUUUACUUGCUAGAGAGUAUGGGGAUGCAGACCGGUGUUAAUCUAGAUGAGUUGGCUGAUAUUGGACAAUGGAUUACUGGGGAGAUUGGGAAGCCUAAUGCAAGCAGUGUUGGGAAGGCAGUGAUCGGAGCAAGAAGACGCAAGUAAUUUUGCGGCUAAUGCAACCUUCGCACUCAGAGUCUAAAGCUGUUUGUGUAGCAUGGUGAGGUGACGGAUGACUGGCGUUCGGUGUGAAUUGACGAAAAGCUGGGCAGAAAUUGUGUAUUGGAUGUAUAGCAUUAGCGGCUACGGCCAUUCCACCGUUUAUUGAAUCAUACAACGAACGAAUAUAAAUAUAAACUGACCAUAUACUUUCAC
This is a messenger RNA of Sclerotinia trifoliorum, 1636 nucleotides long. Lineage: Eukaryota; Fungi; Ascomycota; Leotiomycetes; Helotiales; Sclerotiniaceae. The record is from the annotation of a GenBank genome assembly.